UCCCGCUGCCUCGGGCGGGGGGUGCGUACCCCGGUAUCCAUGGCAAUGGGAGGCUGUCCCCCCGCCGCCCCCCCUCCGCUGCGGCCACCGAGCAGCCGCAACCGGCGCGGCGGCACCACCGGCACGGCGGUACCGGCACCGGGGCUCGGCUCCGGGCGGGGAACUGGAGGAGGGACGCGGACAAAUUCCUCCCGCUCCCCCGGCGGCAGACCCCCCUGCCCGCAUGCCGGCCGUGCAGCCCCCGGCGCCGGGCUGGGACAACGGAGGCCCUUCCAAUGGCAGCUGGCCCAACUCUACCACAAGAGAGAGCGAUGUCCCGAGGGAGAACUACACCUUCUUGGCGUACUACCAGCAUUCCUCCCCCGUGGCCGCUAUGUUCAUCCUGGCCUAUACCUUCAUCUUCCUCAUGUGUGUGAUCGGCAACAUCCUGGUGUGCUUCAUCGUGGUGAAGAACCGCCAGAUGCGGACGGUCACCAACAUGUUCAUACUCAAUUUGGCCAUCAGUGACCUCCUGGUGGGCAUCUUCUGCAUGCCCACCACCUUGGUAGACAACCUCAUCACAGGUUGGCCCUUUGACAACACCAUGUGCAAAAUGAGUGGCCUGGUGCAGGGCAUGUCCGUCUCUGCCUCUGUUUUCACGCUGGUGGCCAUCGCUGUGGAGAGGUUUCGCUGCAUCGUCCACCCCUUCCGGCAGAAGCUGACGCUGAGGAAAGCCCUGGUGACCAUUGCCAUUAUCUGGGUGCUGGCCCUGCUCAUCAUGUGCCCCGCUGCCAUUACCCUGACUGUCACCAGGGAGGAGCAUCACUUCAUGGUGGACACCUACAAUAAUUCUUAUCCCCUCUACUCCUGUUGGGAGGCCUGGCCUGAGACAGGGAUGAGAAGGAUCUACACCACUGUCCUCUUCUCCCACAUCUACGUGGCCCCCCUUGCCCUUAUCAUCGUCAUGUAUGCCCGCAUUGCCUUCAAGCUAUUCAAGUCGGUGGCACCUGCCCAUGGCCAAGAGGAGACAGAGGGGAGGAAGGUCUCCCGGCGGAAGGCCAAGGUCAUCAACAUGCUGAUCAUCGUUGCCCUCUUCUUCACCCUCUCCUGGCUGCCCCUCUGGACGCUGAUGCUGUUGACGGACUAUGGCCAGCUGAGCGAGGGCCAGCUCCGCCUGGUCACCGUCUAUGUCUUCCCCUUCGCCCACUGGCUGGCCUUCUUCAACAGCAGCGCCAACCCCAUCAUCUACGGCUACUUCAAUGAGAAUUUCCGACGGGGCUUCCAGGAAGCCUUCAGAGCCCCCAUCUGCUCACCCCUCUGCCAUCGCCAUCGCCAUCAUGGGCCCUACACCCCCAGGAGCCACGGGAUCCUCUUUGGCACCCGCAACCGUGUCUCCACCCAUGCACGGGCCAGCGAUUCACCACCCGCCUCUGAGUCGGGGCCAUUGGCACCACGCCGCACCGGUGUCCAUGCAUGGGACAGCUGAGCAGCCAUCGCACCUCCGGACCAAGGGCUUGCGGGGUGGGGAACGGGGGGACUCUCCACAUCACAGAGCAGGUUGCCCAAAGAAGUGGUGGAUGCUCCAUCCCUGGCAGUGUCCAAGGCCAGGUUGGACAGAUCCUUGGGCGACAUGGUUUAGUGCAAGUUGUCCCUGCAGGGGCGGGGUGGAACUGUACGAUCCUAAGUUCCUUUCCAACCCUAACCAUGAUUUCCAUGAUUCUAUGGGCGGUGAGUCUCUGAAAUAAAGUCGUCUUCUGCUGAUGCCA
Messenger RNA from Strigops habroptila (Kakapo), 1745 nucleotides. It is a transcript of the gene NPFFR1, whose product is annotated as neuropeptide FF receptor 1. The record is from RefSeq and is a predicted model, not a curated record. The transcript is spliced from 4 exons. Bases 224 to 1465 code for a protein of 413 amino acids. Gene Ontology annotation, molecular function: neuropeptide receptor activity; peptide binding. Gene Ontology annotation, biological process: G protein-coupled receptor signaling pathway. NCBI's taxonomy places the organism in Eukaryota, Metazoa, Chordata, Aves, Psittaciformes, Psittacidae. Gene Ontology annotation, cellular component: membrane.